Molecule: messenger RNA, 1012 nt
Organism: Daldinia decipiens
Lineage: Eukaryota; Fungi; Ascomycota; Sordariomycetes; Xylariales; Hypoxylaceae
Product: phosphatidylinositol/phosphatidylglycerol transfer protein
Exons: 3
Coding region: 163-702 (179 amino acids)
Biological process (GO): intracellular sterol transport
Molecular function (GO): sterol binding
Source: RefSeq, a predicted model, not a curated record
CCACUGUUUGUCUCUUCCAUACCUUCACCCGCUUUCUGUUGAGCAGUUAGUUAUCUACAAAGUGCGACCCGAAACCAUAAAACAUAAAAAUCUCUUCUUCGCUUUACUUACUUCAAGCAAGUCUUGUCGUUAAUCCAAGAGUUUUAUCACCCCCAAUUCGCCAUGAGAUUCUCUACCGCCUGCGUGGCUGCCAUGUCCGCUAGCCUGGCUUCGGCUGGAGGCUGGUUUGGCGGAUCCAAAGAGGUCGUCAUCAAGGACGUGCAGAAGGUCCCCGGUGACUCUCCGCUCGUAUUCUGCGAUUCGGACCACAGCAAUGAUAUUAUCAAGAUUGAGAGCGUCGAUUUGCUACCGAAUCCUCCCGAGUCUGGUGCCGAGCUGGUUAUCCACGCCACGGGAACCGUAUUCGAGCGUAUCGAGCAAGGCGCCUACGUCGACAUUGUCGUCAAGUACGGUCUGAUCCGUCUCCUUGCCACCAGGGCCGACUUAUGCGAACAGAUUGGGAAUGUAGAUCUCGAGUGCCCCAUCGAGAAGGGUGUCCUAUCUAUCACCAAGUCUGUUGAAAUUCCCAAGGAGGUUCCUCCGGGAACUUACAACGUCUUCGCCGAUGUCGCCACCGCUGAGGGCAAGCCCAUCACCUGUCUUCAGGCUACGGUGAAGUUUGGCGGCAGCAAACAGGACACCAUGGGUGAUGGUGACCUUUAAAUGGCUCCUUAACUAUCGAGAUGGAGCUGGUAUUGCCGUAUUAUCAUUUGAAAGCAGGUCCGGAUCUACAAUAGGAUUGACGAUCACGAAUUACAUGGCACUCUUUUGAUGGACGGAAGGGCAUGCUUUUUCCCACGUCUGGAUUUUAAUGGACUCGAGGACACCACAGUUUGAUUUUGUUUCCGCAAAUUUGUUUCAACGUUUCUUUGAUACUGCAUGGUAACGGAACGUAAUCAGAUGGUUUUAGCAUUAGUUCGCGCAUAUGCAAUGAUACCCCCUGUGGGGGAAUAUUUGAGUCCUUGAAUCACGG